Molecule: messenger RNA, 656 nt
Organism: Puma concolor (puma)
Lineage: Eukaryota; Metazoa; Chordata; Mammalia; Carnivora; Felidae
Gene: ARL15
Product: ARF like GTPase 15
Molecular function (GO): GTPase activity; GTP binding
Source: RefSeq, a predicted model, not a curated record
GGCUGCCGGAUGUCUGAUCUCCGAAUAACUGAGGCGUUUCUGUACAUGGAUUAUCUGUGUUUUAGAGCACUUUGCUGCAAGGGACCACCACCUGCACGACCUGAGUAUGACCUGGUUUGCAUAGGCCUCACAGGUUCUGGCAAGACCAGUCUGUUGUCAAAGCUCUGCAGUGAAAGUCCCGAGAACGUCGUGUCGACCACAGGUUUCAGUAUAAAAGCAGUGCCCUUCCAGAAUGCCAUCUUGAAUGUAAAGGAACUUGGAGGGGCUGAUAAUAUCCGGAAAUAUUGGAGCCGCUACUACCAAGGAUCUCAAGGGGUAAUAUUUGUAUUAGACAGUGCCUCUUCAGAAGAUGAUUUAGAAACUGCUAGGAAUGAACUGCACUCAGCUCUCCAGCACCCACAGUUAUGCACUUUACCCUUUUUAAUAUUGGCCAAUCAUCAAGACAAGCCAGCUGCUCGAUCAGUCCAAGAGGUCAAAAAAUAUUUUGAACUUGAACCACUUGCACGUGGAAAACGCUGGAUUCUGCAGCCCUGCUCUCUGGAUGACAUGGAUGCACUGAAAGACAGCUUCUCUCAGCUGAUAAAUUUGUUAGAAGAAAAAGACCAUGAAGCUGUAAGAAUGUGAAAUCUGGCAAAGAACACGGGUUCCCAAAGGCC